Plasmodium berghei ANKA is the source of this 2493-nucleotide messenger RNA. RefSeq names its product BRO1 domain-containing protein, putative. The transcript has 5 exons. Gene Ontology annotation, cellular component: endosome. Gene Ontology annotation, biological process: protein transport to vacuole involved in ubiquitin-dependent protein catabolic process via the multivesicular body sorting pathway. The record is from RefSeq and is a predicted model, not a curated record. Bases 1 to 2493 code for a protein of 830 amino acids. Lineage: Eukaryota; Apicomplexa; Aconoidasida; Haemosporida; Plasmodiidae.
AUGCAAUUGGUGUCUGAUUUUGUGAGCGCAAAGUACCUAUAUGAAAAGGUACAUAUAAAUAAGAUAAUUUCAAAAAAUUAUAAAGAAAUAACAAAAAAAAAUGAAAUCCCACCAUUUGAAGAUGAAAUAAGAACCUUUACAAAUAUUAGAAACAGUAUUUUAACAGAACAAUACAAAGGAUCAAAUGAUAAGUUGUUAAAAUUAUAUAAAGAAUAUUUAUUUUAUUUUGAUAUAUUUAAAAAAAAAAAAUUAUUAAAAGACAAUAAUAUAUUAAAUAGUAAUAGUAUAUAUGAAAAAAAUAAAAAAGUAGAAUAUUUAUUUGAGCAAGAAAAUAUAAUCAUAUUAUUCAAUAUAUGUAUGUUAAAAUGUACCUUAUUAAAAUUUCAUAAAAAUUCAAAUGACAUGAAACUGUUAAAUAAAAUAUCUAAUAAAGUUGUAGAUAUAUUUAAUUAUUUAUUUGAAAAUAUGAAUAAUGAUAAUUUAACAGAAUUAUCAGAUAUCAAUUGUGCUAGUACUUAUAUAUUUUUAUGUAUGGCUUUGGCAUAUCAUGAAAAUAUGUUUUAUAACACUGCUAUAUUAAAAAAAUGUAAAAGAAAUUUAUUAUCAAAAUUAAGUUAUAAUAUAUAUACAUAUUUUAAUAAUGCAUUAUAUUGUUUAGAUGGGAAAAUGCUUGAUGUCUUUAAGAACGCAACCAAAUUUUCAGUUGCAAAAGGUAAUAUACAUUAUAUAAGAAAUGUAAAUAAUUCAUUUUAUAAUUUUGUUUUAAUAAAUAAGAUAAUUUUUAUUAGCAUUAGUAAUUAUCAUUGUGCUUUAAAAUAUGCGCAAUUAAAUCAAGAAAUUGAUGAUAUAAAUAUUCAAAAAUAUGAAGAAGACAAAAUUGGAGAAAUUAUUUGUAGAUUAAAAUAUAGUUUAGAUAAUGUAAAUAAUGGAAUCGAAAUUUGUAAAAAGAAUAAUUUUAAUAUGAAUUUUUCAGAAUUAAAAGAAAAAAUUAUUAAAUCCUUAAAUUUUUUUGAACAUGAAAAUAAAAAUAUAUAUUUUGAGGUUAUACCAACAUAUGAUAAGUUAGAUAAAUUAAAAGGAACUGAAGUUGUAAAAGUCAAAGAUAUAGAUAUAUCAGAGAUUUAUAUAAAAAAAAAUAUUUCUAACGAUUUAAAAUUAUUAUUUAACAAACAAGCUCAAAAUAUUUAUUAUAAAUAUAAUGGAGAAUUAACACAAAUAUAUAAUUUGUUUGAAAAAAACUUUACUGUUUUAAAUGACCAAUUUAAAGUAAUGAAUAUAUCAAAUCGAAAAAAUAUUAUAUCAUCUCUUAACAAUGCAAUUAUAAAUUCAUAUAAUAAAAUCAAAGAUUAUUAUAAACCUGCUAUUUAUUAUAAUAACUUAAAUGCCCUGCAUAAUGUAGAAACACAUUUACAAGAAAUAAUAAUUCAAAUCGAAACAAAUUUAAAUACAGAACAUAAAAAUAAUUUUGAAUUUCAAAAAAAAUAUAUUAAUAUUGGAAUAAAUCAAGAAUCUCUUAAUUCAUAUAAUUCAUUUUUACAACAUGUAACAAAUUUUAAAACUUCUUUAGAACAGCUUCGAAAAAAUAUAGACACUUUUAAAAAAUUUCUGGAAAAUAAUCAUGAAAAUUUUCAAAUAUGUGAAAUGGAAAUAUCUGGAUUUUAUAAAUAUGUAAUAGACAAUCUCAAUAUUUCCACUAAUGUAAACAUUGAAUCAUUAGACAGCAUCUAUUUAUAUUAUCAAUCAAUUUUAUCAGAAGAAAAUGAAACCCUAAAAAAAGAAAACGAACCAAAUAAAAUGGAUGAUUCUUCUUCUCUGAACAUUGAAAAAAAAUUUCAAUAUAAUAAUUUACCGUCACUAGUACAUACUGAUUUUCAAAGUUUUUUAAAAGAAAAUAAUAUAAUUAUUAACAUAAAUAAAAAUUUAGAUAAAAAUAACUUAUUUCACUAUGAUAAAUUAAAUAACUAUAUUAAUGUCCAUUCAGAAUAUAAAUUAUUUUUUGUUCUCGUAUCAAUAUAUUUUUCAUUAAGCAUACAACUAAAAAAAUUUUCAUAUCAUUUACACGAUUUGAAAUAUAGCAUUAAAGAUGAAUUUUUGAAUUCUAUAACGGAGGAAAAAGAUAGUGACAAAUUGAAUGAAUUGUUGGAAAAGGAAAGGGAAAUAUUAGCUAUGAAAAAAGAAAAACUCGAAGAAAUUGUAUCAUCAUUUGAAAGGGAUCUUAAUAAGUUUUAUGAUUAUUUUCAUGAAUAUAGCAAACUUGAUAAUUUCAAAACAAUUGAUAACUUUAACAUAUUUUUAAAAGAAUUAAUGGAAAACUGUAAAAAACUUAACACCAUACAUGAACGACAUUCCCAUACUUUGAAAAAUUCGCUCAUGCUUAAAGAUGAUGUAAACAAGUAUAUAUAUAUGCGGGAAAGCGAACGGUCAAAUAUAAGAAUACAACAAAUACCCAAUAACUGCCCAAAGAAUGCUCAUAAUAGUCAUAAGCCUUUUUAA